AUGCCAUCGACUGAAAGUGUUGGAACUAUUGCUGAGAGGAAAGCAUCGUCUUUUCCAACAUUCUGCGGGAACGGAGGAGGCACAUUCUGUUGCGAUUCUAGUUCAUGCUGUGAUGAGAGCCCAUCACCUGUCAUCUUGACUCUGGGACGAGUCUCGACGACUGUGUUUAUCAUGAAUGGCGUGCUCACACCCGACACCUCCAAAGACUACUACGGCUACCAGUUUGCCGCAUACGAAAUCACCAAUAUUGACAGCAACCGCGAGAAGCACUGGCUCAUCCACCACUUCGACUUUCUCACAGCAAGUCCCACAAGUGAAUCCAACGGAAAUACCAGCAUCGUCAUCGAGCAGCGAAAGACGUGGUGUCGCAGACAGUCGGGCCGUAUGAGCUCUAUGACGGUCACUAGCGAUAGCUAUCAGAUAAUCCGGAUAUCCUGA
This is a messenger RNA of Talaromyces stipitatus ATCC 10500, 438 nucleotides long. RefSeq lists its product as uncharacterized. The record is from RefSeq and is a predicted model, not a curated record. The coding region runs from base 1 to 438 and encodes 145 amino acids. NCBI's taxonomy places the organism in Eukaryota, Fungi, Ascomycota, Eurotiomycetes, Eurotiales, Trichocomaceae. The transcript is spliced from 3 exons.